AUGUCCCUGCCAUCCCCAUGGAGCAAGGUGGGCCACCAGCUUCUGCACAGCAACAGCAAACUGCAGCCCGGAGGCGUCCGCCAGGCACAGCUGAGCCCCGCGGGGCUGCUGCUGGCGAAACUCAUGGACUGGUUCGGCGUCGUGCUGCAGCUCAAGUCCAGGGAGACCGGCAAGACGUUCGUCAGCACCGAGUUCAAGUUCUACAACUGCAGCGCCCACCAGCUGUGCCUGUCCUGCGUGAACAGCGCUUUCCGCUGCCACUGGUGCAAGUACCGGAACCUCUGCACCCACGAUCCCACCACGUGCUCCUUCCAGGAGGGCCGCAUCAACGUCUCGGAGGACUGCCCGCAGCUCCUGCCCGCCGAGGAGAUCCUCAUCCCUGUGGGAGAGGUGAAGCCCAUCACGCUGAAAGCGCGCAACCUGCCGCAGCCGCAGUCGGGGCAGCGCGGCUACGAGUGCGUCCUCAGCAUCCAGGGCGUCAUCCACCGCGUGCCCGCGCUGCGCUUCAACAGCUCCAGCGUGCAGUGCCAGAACAGCUCGUACCUCUACGAUGGGAUGGACAUAAGCAACCUAGCCGUGGACUUUGCCGUGGUUUGGAACGGAAACUUCGUCAUCGACAACCCCGAGGAUUUGAAAGGUAGCGGCGGCGAGGCGCGCUGCAGCCUGCGGCAGCACUGCGGGGCCACGGCCGCACAGCCCUGGCUCGACUGGUCCAGCCGGAACGUGAAGUGCUCCAACCCGCGCAUCACCGAGAUCCUGACGGUGUCGGGCCCCCCGGAAGGCGGCACCCGGGUGACCAUCCGCGGCGUGAACCUGGGCCUGGACUUCUCCGAGAUCGCCCACAACGUGCAGGUGGCCGGGGUGCCGUGCGCGCCGCUGCCCGAGCGCUACGUCGUCGCCGAACAGAUCGUGUGCGAGAUGGGGCAGGCGCUGCCCGGGGUCAGCUCCGGCCCCGCGCUCCUCUGCAUCGGCGAGUGCAAGCCCGAGUUCACGGCCAGGUCCGCGCAGCACUACGUGUUCGUGAAUCCAGCCAUCAGCUUUCUGCAUCCCAGCCGCGGCCCCGAGUCGGGAGGCACCAUGGUGACCAUCACGGGCCACUACCUGGGCGCAGGCAGCCACGUGUCCGUGUCCCUGGGGAACCAGACCUGCGAGUUCCACGGGUAA
Messenger RNA from Tinamus guttatus (white-throated tinamou), 1164 nucleotides. NCBI's taxonomy places the organism in Eukaryota, Metazoa, Chordata, Aves, Tinamiformes, Tinamidae. The record is from RefSeq and is a predicted model, not a curated record.